CAGUUCAGUCUGAUUUCAGGCGGGUUCCAGCGCGCGCGCGAUAUCUCCAAGCACUUCUGUUGCUGCAUAACCGUGGACUUUAAAGAGCUCCGUUGCUGAUCUCAUACCGCAAGUGAUAUCCGAAUUCAUAGAUGAAAUCAUAGUUCUCGUCAUUCUACAUAUUCAAUUUGUUUGUUGGCAGUGAUUUGUGCAUUAGAGGUUGACCGGUGAAGAAAAUACCAGUUAUAUAUAAAAUUUCGUGAUUUAUCUUCGCUACAUUUGGAAUAGGUGCUGCUGAGAUCGAUCAUAAUGUCCGAUAACCAACAGAACGGUUCAGACACCGUAGACAAAGCAGCAGUAGAAGUGGCACAAUUGGCUUUGGAAGUAAACGAUGAGUGCAAAAAUUUAUCAAAUGAAACUAAACCGGAAGACACACCGAAAAAUCAAGAACCAAAGACAUCCGAGAGUUCUGAUGCGGAACAGAACGGCACUCCGAAAGUCGCCACAGUUCCCACGGCAGCUUUCAAGGAACAAUUCAAAGCUUUCUCGAAAUUUGGCGAUACUAAGUCCGACGGCAAGCAUAUGACUCUCUCUCAAAGUGACAAAUGGAUGAAGCAAGCGAAGGUUAUCGAUAAGAAAAUAACUACAACUGAUACGGGCAUCCACUUCAAGAAACUGAAAACAAUGAAACUUUCAUUUGACGACUACAACAAAUUUCUGGAGGAUCUCGCAAAGGCUAAGAAGCUGGAAGUGAACGACAUUAAAAGCAAAAUGGCCAGCUGUGGCACUCCAGGACUUCACAACACAACGCCCGCAAAAUCAGCCGAAACUGUCGCACGACUAACUGACACAUCCAAAUACACGGGCUCUCAUAAGCAACGCUUCGACGAGAGUGGUAAGGGCAAAGGCAUCGCUGGUCGCAAAGACCUUCCGGAUAGUUCUGGAUAUGUAACUGGGUACAGUCACAAAAAUACAUACGAUAAGACACAUUAAGUCUAAUUAUCGAGCUACUCUAAAAUAACAUACAAAUUUACAAAAUAAUUGCAUAGUGUACACUAUGUAACCGAAUAUGGUCAGAUAAUUCAUAUACUGUAUUUAACCUUAUGAUUGCAAACAACUGCUAAGCGGUUGUAUUGGUUUUGUUGAUCAUUUUAUGGCCAUGCGUACCAUAUUUCCAAACAGUUAUUUUAGAAAUUAUUCAAAUGUUGAUUAGUGGUAUUGUGUCCUGCUAUAUUAAAAUUGUCAUUUGAUUCCUUCCUUCACGUAUAACACAAACAAAACAAUAAUCUAUUCGUUGUGUGGUUUUAUUAGCAAGAUACUCUAUAUUGCUUGGAAAAUAUCGUCAAAUCUGAAAAGCAUAUAGUUAUACACUGGAAGUUAUAUAAAGUUCACCUGCGUUUCGUGUAAGAAUCUUUUGUACACCUUUGUGAAUAACUAUAUACAAUGAAGUCAUUCUAAUGAUACAAAAGACGUUUUCAAUAAAAUUUUGUUUAUACACAGUAA
Toxorhynchites rutilus septentrionalis is the source of this 1482-nucleotide messenger RNA. It is a transcript of the gene ringer, whose product is annotated as tubulin polymerization-promoting protein homolog. Bases 289 to 972 code for a protein of 227 amino acids. The record is from RefSeq and is a predicted model, not a curated record. The transcript has 4 exons. Gene Ontology annotation, cellular component: microtubule. Gene Ontology annotation, molecular function: tubulin binding. Gene Ontology annotation, biological process: microtubule polymerization; positive regulation of protein polymerization; microtubule bundle formation. NCBI's taxonomy places the organism in Eukaryota, Metazoa, Arthropoda, Insecta, Diptera, Culicidae.